UGUUUCCUUGUUCCAUAUCUACUCCUUUUUUUUUAAGUCCACAUUGUUUAUCCCCAGUCCCCACAAAGCCAUUUCUUUUCCCCUUUUUGGACUGGUAGAGAUGGGGGACUGAGAGUAAAAUUCACCACUUGCAUAGUAGCAUUGUUAAGAAAGAGAUGUCUUGGGAAAUCGAAGAGAUCGGAGAAGAUAGCAAGAGUGAAGUAAUUAGCAACAAAGAUGGAGGAGUGAUCAAUGAUGUUCAUGUAGCAGUUGGCAAAAAUGACUUGCAUGUUCUUCAAUGGGCACUUGAUCAUGCUAUCUCCCCAGGAAUUCGCAUUUGCCUUGUGCAUGUGUUUCCUCCCAUUACUUAUAUUCCUUCACCAGUUGGGAAAUUAUCAAGAAGCCAAUUGACCCAACAGCAGGUGCAAGGCUACAUAAAUGAAGAGAGCAACAGGCGGAAGAAUCUCUUGCAAAAAUACAUCCGCCUAUGCAAUGAUGCCAAAGUACCAGUAGAUACUGUACUUGUGGAGAGCAAAUCACCAGCCAAAGCAUUACUUGAUCUAAUCUCUGUUGUCAAUGUUACCAGCCUCGUUAUUGGAACUAAACGAUCACUUUCCACCAUACGAGUGAGGAUGGGACAGGGAGUAGGAGAAUAUGUUCAAAAGAAUGCACCGGAUUUCUGUCAGGUUAAGGUUGUUUGUGAAGAAGGCAAAAAGAUGAAGAAUGGUCAAGUGCUGCAGCUAAAAGGUAGGCGGCCGGAAAUUGCUAAACAAUCUAACAGGAAUUUAUUUGAAUGGAUGUGCUUUUCUCCCAAGUUCCAUGGAGACGUAGGAAGAAAAUAAUACGAGAAGAGUUAGCGUACAACAGUACGAGUUUUUAAUAUUCUAAAGUUCGAUCCUGAAUCUUGUGUAUUCCGAAUGCCAUUAAACCUACUAAUUAUUUGACCUAUUAGGUUCGAAUUUAAUAUUUGUACAUAUUUAAUAAAUUUCUUAGUACAACUUAAUCCGUAGCUAAUGGAGUA
This is a messenger RNA of Lycium barbarum (goji berry), 1000 nucleotides long. Its product is annotated as U-box domain-containing protein 52-like. The record is from RefSeq and is a predicted model, not a curated record. Lineage: Eukaryota; Viridiplantae; Streptophyta; Magnoliopsida; Solanales; Solanaceae. The coding region runs from base 156 to 821 and encodes 221 amino acids. The transcript has 4 exons.